AAUCGGUACUGCUGACUGUCGCAAGGAACGAGGGUACGGUCGAUCUGAAAAUACGCAUUGGCAGGGUGCUUGUGAAAAAGAGAGAAAGAGAAAAAAGGUACAACGGGAUAAAAGAAAAAGAUGAAGAAGAAAGGAGACAUUUGCAGGAUGUAACAGAUUCGCUAGAUCAACGUUAAAGAGAAAGAAAAGGAACGAGAGAGAAGAAAGAAAAAGAUAAAAAAAAAAAAAAAAAGAAACGAAGAAAAUUACGACGUUCGAAGAUUUCUUACGAAUUACUUGUAAUAUUAUCAACGAAGAAGCGAUGCGGUUGCAUUCCACGGUCUUUCUUGUUCUACGAUAAUCAUUGAAAGCAGAGUUGCAAGUUGGCCUCGAAAGUGACCGCGGGACAACAUAGAGAGAAAGGGGAGGAGAGAGAAAGAAAGAGAGAGACGGGUCGUUGCCGUGUUAGGAAUUUGGCACGACGCAUUCUUCGAGUCCAGGGCCUCGCAAAAAGUGGCGGUGCAAAGAAAAUGCGGAGGAAGCCUUACCGGCUUGUCCUGAAUCCUCAGCCGAUAGAGAGAAAUAAAAUGCGAAGCGAGGUGAGCGAAUGGCUGGCAACGUGUGUGGGUUCGCCGAUAUGUAUUCUCCUACUCUCUUGGUCCUUACUGAUCUAUCAAAAUCAGCCAUCCUCGACAAAGAGAAGGAUAGACGUACUCACUGUGGCAAUUCUUGCAGAAAGUCUUGUAAAUCAGCUGGGAUUAUUGUUUUACGCUGUCCUUACCUUAAUUCGACCAGCCAAUCAUUUCGGAGAAUUAUGUUCAACGUUAGUAUGGAUCUUGAACUCAUCGAGCAUUCUUCAAGAAUUGACCUUAACGUCUAUCGCCAUUUUCGCAGCAAUAGGGAGCAGGGAUGAAGGCUUCAAUUUGACGAAAAAUCAUUUGAAGUAUCACCUAGUCAGUUUAAGCAUGAUAAGUGCUUGCGUAGGUAUAACAGGUGUUCUCAACUUCGAGCCGGAUAUUUGCGUAUUUUUACCGCAAGAAAUUUCUACGAAGUAUGGAAUAUUCGUCAAUUCUCUCAGAUGUUUGCUAUUAUUUGCCUCGCUAGUCGGUCUAACGAUCGCUAUAUUUAAAAGUCUAUGCCGUGCGCCAAAAGCGGAAUUGUUAAAGUCCGUCUCGGAUUUGUCCGAGACCAGUUCGAAAAAUUCAUCGGGAGCGUUUGAGUGUCAUCCUCAUCAAUGGGAUCCUUCGAGUGGAUCGUGUACCAGUGGUUCAACCAAUAGUAGAGCAUGUCUACGUAAGAAAAAAAUUCACAUCGAUGAAAGUGGGGAAAGAUCAACUGUUUACAGCAUCCUCUUUGUUUGUUACAUCUUCGAACAUCUACCAGUUCUGAUUGUUUCCAUCAAACCGAGUCUUCUAAGGAAUUUUUGUACCGUUCAAAAUUUAGCGAUGUGGUUACCGCUCGUUAAGGAUACUCUUUUACCCGUUUUUUUGGCAAUCUUUGAUAAAAUGUUUUGUCGUUAUGUCGCCAAAGUUUAUACGAAGCAAGAUCAUGCGAGGAGACUCUCACACGGCGGCGUCGACGGCAAGUUUCGACAUUUCGAACAAGACGCAGAAUAUAAAUUACAAUUGAACCUAAAUCAUGGCUUGAAAUUUCCUUUGACCAACGGAAGUCUUUAUGGGAGAUUGCACAAUCAUCAAAAUAGAGGCAAAACAGGGACGAUAACUAUGGGUAUACAACAUUAUCCAAGAUCUCAAUCUGUCAACGAGGACAGUAACUACGCCUCGUUACCUGCGGAAUUAUCAUCGUUCACGAGUUCGACCUUCGAACCUCGUCAAGAAGUAAGACAUAACGAAUCACCGAAAAAAAAUCCGAUCGACGAUCGAGCCGAUCGUUCAUGUAGGAUCAACGAAAACUUUACCGAAUUAGCUGGAAAUCGUAGAAAGAUCGGAAGUACCGAUGUUUUCGGUCAGAACAUGGAAAAUUUGGUACAAAUCGAGGAUACAAAUUCGAAACGAAAAUUUGCGAAAAGUUUGGACGAAAUAUGCGAGGAACCACAACGAAAACACGCACGAAGCGUUUUAGGAUUGGACAGUUUAGUAAUCUCAUUAGAUAACGGUAUGAGAGAACAACAACAACAGGCGAGGAAUGCUCUAAGAAGAAAUCAAAGUUUCGAUCAUGCGAGAUAUCAUCGACCGGUUCUCGAUACAAGGACUUACGAUUUAAAGAAGGAUGAACACAGAAGGGAACAACAAAGUAUUCAUCAACGACAAAAUAGUCAAGUACUUGGAGAUGGUUACGAGACGUCCGAUGACGAAAGCUGCGAUUUAGAAAAUGGAGACUUCGACACUAUGAGCUCCUGCAGGAGCAGGAGUAGGAGUUGUUGCUCCGUUACAACGGUUGCUAAUGAUGACUUUGAGUACUUUCAACGUAAGGGAACCAAGGUGGAGCUAUUGCCCUCGAAGCGAAGCAGCGAGGUAAAGGUCAACAUGCGAUCUUUCACGCCGAGGAUCAUAGAGAACGAUACCAUCGAUCGGGACGAUAAAAGAGCCGACAAAACGAUCAACAACAAACCAAGUAUACAAUCGUAUCAUUUGAAGAAGAGAAUUGGACCAGGUUUUUCUAUGAACGAUCUUGAUAAAUUAACCACCGUCGAGAGGAAGUUUCCAAACUUGUCGAUGGAAAGCCUGAAGAGUAUCCUGAAGAAUACGGAUGUUAGUUAUUUGGAUAAUGGUGACAUCUGUAGGCACGAUAUCGGUGGCUCAGCACCGGACUUUAAAAAGAUCUUUGUCACAGAAUUUAUCUGAUUUGUAAUAAACAAAACUAUUGUUUUGAUAAAAGUUCUAAUGUCACGUAACUAAUUCAAUCGAUAUUUUUUCGUUCGAAAGUUCAUGCCCAGUUGAGAUUAUAUCUUGUGUGAGUUUCUUUUUUUGUCUCUUUUUUGUCUUUCUUUCUUGUUGUUUUUUUUUUCUAAUUUUUUUUCACGAACGUCAAAUAGAUAAAAUCUUUUGAAUUUAAUUUUUUCGAUCUAUGAUUUUGUUAAAAAAUAAAAGCUCAUAUACGAUUUAAUCGUUCAUUCAUCGUGACUAAUAGGAUUUAUUAUCUAUACGGUUGAAAAUGAUUCUCUCGAUGGCAAAAAGCCAACACACACACACAUAUAUAAUAUACAUACACAAGCGUGUACGUAUAUGAAAACUUUGUUUAUACGUUAUAUUCACAGUAUCACGUAAAUAUAUACGUGCGUUAUGUAAAAAUGUUGUAAAAUAUAUUUGAGUGAUUUCACGUCACGAAUUAUAGAACGACGUUGAAGUCCGAUAAUAUCGAAUCGAGUUCAUUUUGUAUAUAGCUUGUACAUUUUUAUUAAAUAUUAAUAUUUAACGUGAUAAAUAUGUGAAACGCGCUUAAUAAAAAGCGCGUUGGUGUUCAUUCGAUUACAUCGUCAAGCGAUAAUGUGUUUUUGUAAUAUAAUUGCGAAUAAAAUUUCUCUUAUUUGGGACUUAACACGAUUCUAUUUUACACAAGAGUGAAAAAAAUUGUCGAUAAACGCGAUAAGCUCCAUUGCGUUUAUUCGCGCUGUUUAGAAAGUAGAGCGAUUCAAAAUUAUAUAUGUAUAAAAAAGAAAA
Messenger RNA from Vespa mandarinia (Asian giant hornet), 3599 nucleotides. RefSeq lists its product as uncharacterized. The record is from RefSeq and is a predicted model, not a curated record. NCBI's taxonomy places the organism in Eukaryota, Metazoa, Arthropoda, Insecta, Hymenoptera, Vespidae.